Mollisia scopiformis is the source of this 691-nucleotide messenger RNA. RefSeq lists its product as uncharacterized. The transcript is spliced from 3 exons. Lineage: Eukaryota; Fungi; Ascomycota; Leotiomycetes; Helotiales; Mollisiaceae. Bases 28 to 531 code for a protein of 167 amino acids. The record is from RefSeq and is a predicted model, not a curated record. Gene Ontology annotation, molecular function: nucleic acid binding; zinc ion binding.
UACACCAACACUUUUAAGUAUUACAAAAUGCCUCCUCGCGGAUUUACCAACCCAGCUCCCAAGACCGAAAGUGCUCGGGAAGCAGUGAAAUCCUUUUACUGUGAACUUUGCAGCAAAGGCUAUGCACGGAUGAACGAAUACGAAGCCCAUCUCUCAUCCUACGAUCACUCCCACAAGCAACGCCUUAAAGACAUGCGCCAACUGACCCGCGACCCUCUUGCCUCAACAAAAGCCAGGAAAGCUGAAGCAAAGGCGAACUCGCAGUCGGGACUUAUAUCUAUCAAGCUAGGUGGAGAUUCUGGUAGUAGUGGAAGCGCAGGUGGGAUUAAGAAGGCAGGAUUCAAGAAGUCGGGGUUCAAGAGUGCUUUUGCACCUGCGGAUGGAGAACCAGUGAAGGAAGAAAUCAAGAGUGAGGGAGGUUUCAAGACUGUGGCACCUGGAGCGAAGGUCCUUACCGAGCCAGCGGAAGGCGAGAGUGAUACUGAGGACGAAGGCUAUGAGAUGUAUGAUCCUCGACAUCCUACGGAUUGAGCGUUCGAGAAGCUUUGAUAUGAAAACCGCCCAGAAAAUUCUUCGACACUAUGCCCACAUAUUAGGCUCCUAAGAAAUCAAGUCACAUCUCCAGCAUGUCACUAUAGUUCGGGAAACAAACGGAGCGGUCUGGCGCAUACCAUCAGGUCAUUCUACAUUC